This is a messenger RNA of Humulus lupulus (European hop), 747 nucleotides long. RefSeq lists its product as uncharacterized. The transcript has a single exon. The record is from RefSeq and is a predicted model, not a curated record. Lineage: Eukaryota; Viridiplantae; Streptophyta; Magnoliopsida; Rosales; Cannabaceae. Bases 1 to 747 code for a protein of 248 amino acids.
AUGGAUCAAUUUAUGGAGAAUAAAGGAGAUGAUGAAAAUGAAAAAAAUACCGCUGCCACAAAAAUGACUCCAACGAGUGCUAAAGAGCAUCGAAAUCAAGUAUGUUUAGAUAUUGGGAGAUUCUUUUUUGAGAAUGGGAUCACAUUUAAUUGUGCAAGAAGCCCAUCAUAUUUCAAUAUGUUGCGUUCGGUUGGGAAUUAUGGUCGAGGAUUGAAAGCUCCAACAAUGCAUGAAAUGAGGACUUGGAUACUAAAAGAAGAAGAGAAGACAACAUCCGAAAUUGUGAAUGAGAUCAAAGCAACAUGGAAACGAACAGGGGUUUCAUUAUUAUCAGAUGGUUGGUCAGAUAUGAGAAAUAGGAGUCUGAUCAAUUUUCUAGUUAACAAUCCCUAUGGGACUGUUUUUUUGAAAACUAUUGAUGCAUCAGAUUGUGUAAAAGAUGCACAAAAAUUGUUUGAAUUGCUUGAUGAUGUUGUUGAAGAAAUUGGAGAAGAUAUUGUCAUUCAGGUGAUCACAGAUAAUGCAAGUGCAUACAAGGCAGCUGGAAGAUUAUUAAUGGAGAAGAGAAAAAGUUUGUAUUGGACUCCGUGUGCUGCUCAUUGUAUUGAUUUGAUGCUUGAGAAAAUUGGAGAAUUGCCACAACAUAAAAAUGCUUUGCUUAAAGUAAAGAGAGUUAGCAAUUUCAUCCAUAACCAUCAAUGGGUGUUGAGUUUAACAAGAAAAUUUGCAAAGAAAGAUCUUCUUUGA